Messenger RNA from Prorocentrum cordatum, 510 nucleotides. NCBI's taxonomy places the organism in Eukaryota, Dinophyceae, Prorocentrales, Prorocentraceae. The record is from the annotation of a GenBank genome assembly.
CAGGCGGCAAACUGCAGGUAUUUCUAUCUAGAGCAGGAUGUCAAUUCACGAGCCCUGGAGGAUACAUUGAUCAGCCAGCUGAAGCGGUUGCCUGAGAUACUCUCCGACAACGCAUACAUCAAGGACCGAGCUUGCUUAUCCAACCUGCCUGGGAGCUCGCUCGAUUUUGAGAAGAUGGUGAGCCAGGUGGUUGCGAGCGGCCCCUUCCAGACGGAGCUAGGUGACAUCCCCGAGCCGUUGCGGGGGCAGGCUGACCGGCUCGCCGACGCGGUUCAGGAGGUGCACGAGAACAUGGGCCAUUGCAGCAACGAGAGUUUGGCCAUGGCGCUGAAGUACGGCAAGGGUUGGCAGGUCCCCAUCGAGGCGGCGCAGCAUCUGGCGCGCCCGAGCUGCGUGGACCGUAAGCGGCCUAGGCUGGCCAUGCCGUCCAAGGCGCCCCCAACCUACCAGUUCGGCGAUGUCAUCGGCGCGGGCAUCUUCUUCGUUUUCGGCCCCGAGAACACCGCCAAG